UUCACCCGGAAGAGGAGGACCGAGGGAAACGACGGCAGAGGGAUUGUUGUAGACUGUCCACACAAGUGUGAAGAGUUUCUUUUGCUAUUUAGAUAAUCCAGCGAGUUACGAAACAACUACUACCCGAGGUACAUUCGCAGGAGGAUUCAGCCUCGUCGUGCACACGUUAGAGAUGUCGGUCGCGCCUCCCUGUCGCUCGGCCGCCGGCUGGCCGCGCAGUGGCGCCGUUCAGUUUGGGAACAAAUACAACAGCGGGCCUGCUAAAGCGCUCUCACUGGAGAGGACCAUCAACCUAUACCCUCUUACCAACUACACGUUCGGCACCAAGGAGCCUCUGUAUGAGAAGGACAGCUCGGUGGCUGCCCGGUUCCAGCGGAUGCGGGAAGAGUUUGAUAAAAUGGGAAUGCGGAGGACCGUGGAGGGUGUUCUCAUUGUCCAUGAACACAGGCUGCCUCAUGUGUUACUGCUGCAGCUGGGCACCACUUUCUUCAAACUGCCUGGGGGAGAGUUGAGUCCUGGAGAAGAUGAGGUGGAGGGUCUGAAACGCCUGAUGACUGAGAUCCUUGGAAGGCAAGAUGGCGUGAAGCAGGAGUGGUCGAUUGACGACUGUAUCGGCAACUGGUGGCGUCCAAACUUUGAGCCUCCACAGUAUCCCUAUAUUCCAGCUCACAUCACCAAACCCAAGGAGCAUAAGAAGCUAUUCCUGGUUCAGUUGCAGGAAAAGGCGCUGUUUGCUGUCCCCAAGAACUAUAAACUGGUGGCAGCACCUUUGUUUGAACUGUAUGACAACGCUCCUGGAUAUGGGCCAAUCAUUUCCAGUCUACCACAGCUAUUGAGCAGGUAUAGUUUAUGUCAUUGUGGAACUAGCCUGAAUUGAGACACUUGUUUUUUUCUUUUCUUUCUGUUGACUGUCACUGGCUCAAUUUAAAAACAGGCUGGAAUCAAAGAUCAUCACAUGAGUCGUCUGUAUCAAGAAUCUGCUAUGUACAACUGCUGACAAAACCUGUAUGACCUGUAACUUUUCUAACUAAUCAAUCGGCUUGUAUCGUUCAUGUUUGAAAUGUAACAUAAUAAACGUUUUAUCAACACCAAUUAACACAGUGAAAGCACAAUGGAUAUAGAGACUGCUACAGAGCUUUUUAAAUGGUAUCAAUCCUUCUGAAGUAUCUGAAGACAACACCGAAGACUGCACCACAGCUCAUUUAUACAAGCCAGGAAGGAAAAGGAGACGUAUAACUGUACACAAGAUAUUUGCAUAAAUGAGCCCCUCAUAUCUACAAAGGGAGCAGGUCCUCUUUAUGGAGUCCCAUGUUUCUACAUUAGCCCAGAACAGACAAACCAAACACUGGCGUUUUUACGUUACCCAAAGGCCACCGUAGUUCUCUGACACGCGCUCGAAACUGCGUAAACCUGAGCCGGAGAGUGCAAAACCAGGUACCAGCAGCAGCCGUCUCACUUCCGUUGCUCCUAAAGUGGAGUCAUUGUGGUAAGGAUGGCCUCUGAGUAAGGCGAACAACGUUGCCACUGUUUUGUUAUUCCAGUCUGCCACUAAAUCCUACACACUCCUUUUAAAGGUGCCCUGUGGAGAUUACGUUCACUUGUUUCUCACCAAAACACAUCGUGUAUCCUUGAGAUCAAACAAAUGUGUUGAAUGCAUUAUUCUUUUUCUGAGUAUUUUAAAUCUGGUAUUUACGUUCGUUUUUACUUGUUACCAGUUUUUUGACACAUUGCAAAAAAUAAAACCUGCUCAAAACUUCACAGGUUACCUUUUAACAGAGAAGAAACUAAAAAUACAAAAUAAGACACAAAAUGUCAUUGCCACUAUUGUGUAAAUCAUCUCUUAACAAUAACUGAAUCUUUAAUAAUUAUAUUUUUAUAGGUUCAACUUCAUUUACAACUAACUUGAGUGAACAGAAGUACGUCUCGCUGUCUCUCUGAGUGAAGAUGAGACAGUGUGGAGAAAAAAAUACUUCUCAUCUUUAGCUCAACUUUCACAAAAGAAAAGCUCGUCAUGUAUUUUGACAGGUCACAGGGGUGUUUAUACUGUUAGAAGAGAAUGGAAAUUGUCAUGCGUCUUUUUUUAUAUUGAGAAACUGCUUGUUUUGUAGUAUGCAAGUCUGUAUUCCGGUGCGUAUUAAGAAUCUGAUUUUAUGUUCACACAGGAGGCCAAUGUUUGAUUAAACAAACUACAUUAUUGCGUUUCCUGUUAUUUUAACCUGUAACAAUGCUGUUUUUUUUCUUUUUAAUAAAGCAGUCCUUUGAA
Anarrhichthys ocellatus (wolf-eel) is the source of this 2263-nucleotide messenger RNA. It is a transcript of the gene nudt21, whose product is annotated as nudix hydrolase 21. Lineage: Eukaryota; Metazoa; Chordata; Actinopteri; Perciformes; Anarhichadidae. The record is from RefSeq and is a predicted model, not a curated record. Bases 173 to 877 code for a protein of 234 amino acids. Gene Ontology annotation, biological process: mRNA 3'-end processing. The transcript has 6 exons. Gene Ontology annotation, cellular component: mRNA cleavage factor complex. Gene Ontology annotation, molecular function: mRNA binding.